Molecule: messenger RNA, 1155 nt
Organism: Didymodactylos carnosus
Lineage: Eukaryota; Metazoa; Rotifera; Eurotatoria; Philodinida; Philodinidae
Source: the annotation of a GenBank genome assembly
AUGGCAGCAAACAGCGGUACAACUCUCGUUAUGAGCGAAGGCUAUAACGAAAACUCUCGUCCUCAGUUAGUGUCAGUUGAUUCAACAAUCUCAUAUAUUCGUGAAGCAGUCGACAUGCUCGAUAUUCAACCUUCUUCUUCUCCUCUCAUAAUUGCCGAUUUUGGUUCAGCGCAUGGAUACAAUUCAAUGCAUGCCAUGAAGAUGAUUAUCCAGUGUCUGAAAGAGGUCAACAAAGUGGAAGACGAAAAACAAAUUCUUGUUGUUCAUAACGAUCUACCCACCAAUGACUGGAUAACGCUUUUCGAUCUUCUUAAUAAAGAUAAUUCGUAUCAUGGUGUGGCUAACGGUCGAUCUUUCUAUGAAUCGUGUCUACCUCCAAAUUCCCUCUCCAUCGGUUAUUCGUCCACUUCGCUUCAUUGGCUUUCGCGUAAACCAUGCAAUAUAUCAAAUCAUUGUUCAUCGCUAUUUGCUCAAGAUGACGAACUCAAAGCAUUCCAGGAACAAGCUCGUCUUGAUUGGACUAAUUUUCUUGAGCAUCGGUCACGUGAAUUGAUUACUGGUGGUAUACUUAUUCUUCUUAUUCCUAGUAUUGAUGAUCGAGGAUCGAAUGGUUUCGAUAUUGUCAGAAAAAGCCUCUAUAAAUGUGCUCAGUCGCUGCUUACUACGCAAGAACUACUUGAUUAUACAUUCCCGAUAUAUGCUCGUUCAUAUUCAGAAUGUAUCGAUGAUCAGCUCUUCGCUCGUUGUUCAUUAAAAUUGAUUAAAUCUAAUUUUGGUUCAGUUAAAAUGCCUUUUAUCAAACAAUGGCACGACGGAGAAAUGACACUGGAUGAAUUUGCUCGAUCAAUAACAUUAUAUAUUCGUAGUUGGUCUGAACUGACUCUUAAACAAGCACUAUUAAUAAAUAAUCGAUCGAAAAAAGACAUUGAACAAAUGUUAAAUCAAUUUUGGUCUUUAUACGAUCAAGAAGUAAGAAACGAAUUUCAUAAAGUAUUAGAUCUUUGUAUGAAUUAUACCUAUUUGGUGAUAGAUCUACAUUCUCGUGUCUUACGUGGUUUAGUAACGGUACAAACUCGUGAAGAAAAUAAUCCAGUAAGACAGUCAUCUGAAAAGAAAGAAAAAGAAAAAGUUUUUGAUAACCGUUGUUGUAACUAG